AUGUCCCUUCCUUUGCUUUGUCUCUUCCUACUCCUGCAAUCUUUGUUUACAUUAGGGGAAAUGACUCACCAGAGAUGCGUUGAUUACUGGAAGCCCAGCACCUACAUGAAGGCUGACAUAAUCCUAGGUGCAUUUGUUCCCAUUUACACCACAGUAGAAGGAUUCUACAAAAGCCAUAUAUUUUUUGAGAUCAAACCGGAUAUAUUUGAUAAUUUUCUAGAGAGUUGGAAAAACUAUCAACAUUUGCUGACUUUCUACUUUGCCAUGGAGGAGAUUAAUAAGGAUGCCCACCUGCUUCCCAAUGUGACCUUGGGUUUCCACUUCUACAAUGCCUUUAACUCCCACCGGAGAACCUUGGAGGGCCCUCUGAUGUGGUUGUCUGGAAGGAGUGAGUUUAUCCCUAACUACAAAUGCAAAACUCAACACAAAGCUCUUGGAAUCAUUGCGGGAACCAGGCCUGAAUUUUCGGCUGCAAUUGGAACCCUUUUAGAGCUCUACAAAGUUCCACAAGUCACAUAUGGAACUUUUGAUUCUAUGCUAAGUGACAGAGGUACAUUCCCAUCCCUUUACCAGAUGUCUCCUAAAGACAUAGCUCUAACCCAAGGGGUGACCUCUUUACUGCUGCACUUUGGCUGGAAGUGGGUAGGGCUCAUCGUGUCUGAUGAUCUGAAAGGAAAGGAGUUCCUCUCUGACCUGAAAGCAGAGAUGGUAUCAGAAGAUAUCUGUGUGGCUUUUACAGAAAAACUCCAGGCUAAAUGGAAUUUUCAGUUAACAUCUAAGGUUGGGUUGGUGAAUUUGAUCCAACAUACACGAGCAAAUGUGCAUGUAUUCUAUGGUGAUAUAGAUGACUUAGUAUUUUUCUUCAUGAAAACUAAAAUCAUGAAAGCCAGAAGGAAGGUGUGGAUCAUGGCAAAGUCCCACUUAGUUUACUUAGAGUCUGUAUUCAAUGAGCAAAAUGAGUUGAUGGCCUUUUUUGAAGGAAGCUUCUCAUUUUCAAAGAAGAGAGAUAUCCCUGGCUUCAACCACUUUCUAGAAGCACUUACACCCUUCAAGUACCCAGAUGAGCUUUACUUUAAUAAAUUUUGGAUUGACAAUUUUUAUUGCUCACCUCCUCCUGUGCUAUGUAGAAAUCAUAAACCCUGCCCACUGAAUACAUCCCUAAAGACAAAGCAAGGAAAAAAUAUGAUGGUCACGUCUGAGCCUAGUUUUUCUAUAUGGAAUGCAGUGUAUGCAAUGGCCCACGCCCUCCAUAAAAUGCUUUUGAGGACAACAGAAAUGGGAUCUCAUGAAUACAUAAACCACGACAGGCUUCUACCCUGGCAGCUUCAUCCUUUUCUGAGAAAAAUUCAAUUUACAAAUGCUGCUGGAGACCAAAUAUGCUUUGAUGAGAACAAGAAUCAUGUGGAAAAGUAUGAUGUACAAAAUUUUAUGGGACAUACAAAUCAUUAUUCAUUUCUAGUUAAAGUAGGAGAGUUUGUCUCCAGGAGUCCACAAGAUCAAGGCUUGUUCAUCAAUGAAGUUAUGAUCAAAUGGCCAAGCAACUUCAAUCAGACUCCUCAAUCUGUAUGUACACAGAGCUGUAGUCCAGGUUUCUGGAAAAUUCUAGAAGAUGGAAGACCGAUCUGCUGUUUUUCUUGUGUGCUUUGUCCAGAGAGUUACAUUUCCAACCAGACAGAUCAACAGGAGUGUAUCCCUUGCCCACUUGAAGAGUAUUCAAAUCCUGAAAGAAACAACUGCCUUCCCAAGUCAGUGAUAUUCCUGUCCUUUGAGGAUUCUCUGGGCAUGGCUCUGGCCUGUACAGCUCUGUGCUUCUCUGUGAGCACAGCUGUAGUUUUGGGGAUCUUUCUCAAACACCAAGACUCACCCAUUGUUAAGGCCAAUAACCGGACGCUCAGCUUCAUCCUGCUCAUCUCCCUCCUCCUCUGCUUUCUAUGUUCCUUCCUCUUCAUUGGCCACCCAAGCACAGCCUCCUGCAUAUUGCAGCAAAUUACAUUUGCACUUGUGUUCACGCUGGCUCUGUCCACUGUUUUGGCCAAAACUAUAACUGUAAUUCUGGCCUUUAGAGCCCUGAAACCAGGAAGGACAAUGAGAAGGCUGCUUGUCUCAGGCAUCCAUAACUCUGUCAUCCCCAUCUGUGUCCUGAUCCAGUUUAUUCUUCUUGGAGUCUGGCUGGGAACCUCGCCUCCCUAUAUUGAGGCAGAUGCACACUCUGAACAUAGUCACAUCAUCAUUGUGUGCAACAAGGGCUCACUUACUGCUUUCUACUGUGUGCUGGGAUACUUGGGGAUCCUGGCCCUAGGGAGCUUCACUCUGGCUUUCCUGGCCAGGAACCUGCCUGACACAUUCAAUGAAGCCAAGUUCCUGACAUUCAGCAUGCUGGUGUUCUGCAGUGUCUGGGUCACCUUCCUCCCUGUCUACCACAGCACCAAGGACAAGGCCAUGGUGGCUGUGGAGAUCUUCUCCAUCUUGGCCUCCAGUGCAGGGCUGCUAGGAUGCAUCUUUUUCCCAAAGUGCUACAUUAUUCUUGUUAAACCUGAUGAGAACUCUUUAAAAUAUUUUAAGAACAAAACACAAUCUAGAAAAAAUUGA
Peromyscus eremicus (cactus mouse) is the source of this 2589-nucleotide messenger RNA. Its product is annotated as vomeronasal type-2 receptor 116-like. Gene Ontology annotation, biological process: G protein-coupled receptor signaling pathway. The transcript is spliced from 6 exons. Bases 1 to 2589 code for a protein of 862 amino acids. Gene Ontology annotation, cellular component: membrane. Gene Ontology annotation, molecular function: G protein-coupled receptor activity. NCBI's taxonomy places the organism in Eukaryota, Metazoa, Chordata, Mammalia, Rodentia, Cricetidae. The record is from RefSeq and is a predicted model, not a curated record.